AUGCAAGUGAUCAUUUUGUUGUUUAUCUCGUCUACUAAAGAUAAGUUUGAAACGCCAAAUGGCCAGUUGGGUAUAUGCUUAUCUGUAUGGAAGUGUGAUCAAAUAAUGCAUUUAUUACAACAAAAGCCAUUAUCAGAAUCGAUUGUCCUAUAUUUACAAAAGUCUCAAUGUGGCUUUGAAGGAUCUAAUCCAAAGGUUUGCUGUAUAGCAACUAUAAAUCACUAUUUCUUGAAAAGUGAGCUACUGUCCUUGAAGACCUCAAAUAUAAGCAUGAAACAGUUAAUUUCAUCUAAUUUAGAACCACCAGAUGUGACAAAACAUCCAAAUUUGCGGCUUUUAGAAUACAAUAUUUGCGGGCCGAUAAAUAAUAACACGUUGAUGGAUGGCAAUAGGACGGGCCUCUUUGAAUUUCCAUGGAUGGCACUAUUAGUAUAUGACACUGGCGCUUCUAAUCUAGAAUUUCGUUGCGGUGGUUCAGUUAUCAGCAAACGUUAUGUUCUUAGCGCCGCUCACUGCGUCAGUGAUUUACCUCCAAAAUUAAAAUUAUUCGGUGUGAGAAUAGGUGAGCAUGAGAUUAUAACAGAAAGAGAUUGUGAGAUGUCAGAGACUUUCGAGAAAAUUUGUGCUGAGAAAUAUCAAGACAUUACUCUUCCUGAAAAUGCCAAACCUAUUUGUUUGCCAAUCGGUACAGCAGCAAGAAUUACAGCAAAAAAAUUGGUGGCAAGCGGUUGGGGAAUCACCGACCAUCACAUUCCCAAUUCUAUGAUGCAAAAACUGAGCUUGUCUCCUUAUUCCAAAGAUGAAUGUGUGAUCACAUUCAAAAGCCAGAUAGAGAUCUGGCAAAAGCAGAUUUGCGUAGGUGGGGCGCAUAGUAUAAAUUCAUUUAGUGGAGAUUCGGGCGGUUCCCUCCAAGCACCAACCAUCUAUUAUGGCAACCCGCGAUACGUGCAAUAUGGUCUCCUGAGCUUCGGUAUGAAGAAUUGCAAAAGUGGUGGCUUCCCCGGUGUUUUCACACGUCUGGACUAUUACCUCGAUUGGAUUCUUAACAGCAUGAGUGCUUAA
Messenger RNA from Ceratosolen solmsi marchali, 1062 nucleotides. Its product is annotated as serine protease easter-like. The coding region runs from base 1 to 1062 and encodes 353 amino acids. The transcript has 6 exons. Gene Ontology annotation, biological process: proteolysis. NCBI's taxonomy places the organism in Eukaryota, Metazoa, Arthropoda, Insecta, Hymenoptera, Agaonidae. The record is from RefSeq and is a predicted model, not a curated record. Gene Ontology annotation, molecular function: serine-type endopeptidase activity.